Bactrocera dorsalis (oriental fruit fly) is the source of this 747-nucleotide messenger RNA. RefSeq lists its product as uncharacterized. Bases 358 to 747 code for a protein of 129 amino acids. The transcript is spliced from 2 exons. The record is from RefSeq and is a predicted model, not a curated record. Lineage: Eukaryota; Metazoa; Arthropoda; Insecta; Diptera; Tephritidae.
GAAGAAGAAGAAGAAGAGUGUUUUGUCAACAGAUAAAAUCAUUUUAAAUUUAAAUAUGGAGGACGACGAAUGCUUUAUCCAAGCUUUAAUAGAAAGUGUAGAAAAAAAGAAAUGUUUGUACGAUAAAAGGGAUCCAUUUUAUUUUAAUCGUAUAUUUUAUUUUAAUCGCAGGCAAUUGCAGAACAAUGCGGCAAAAGUGGUAUGUAUUAACACUGUUAUAGGAACAUAUAUUUUUGUAUUAUAUAUUUUUUAUGUUUGUUUCAAUUAAAAGAUCUAGAAUGAAAACAUAGAUGGAAGCUACUCCGGGAGCGAUUCUGCAAGGAAAUAAAAAGGCUAGAAGCUCCAUCAGGUAGCGGAAUGUGCUACUUGGAGGAAUGGCGUUUUUUGAAACCCAUGAUGUUUUUAAAAGACUCCGUCACACCGCGUCGCACCCGUGAUAAUGCAGAAGCAAAUGCAGAAUCUGUCUUGGAUUCGUCAACAACGGAUAGUUUGACUGAAAGUCCAUCGCCACCUCAGAAGAAGAAGAAAAGUAGUGAAUUAGAAAGUCUCUACCAGAAGCUUGGCGCAACUAUAAAUAAUUUAGAAAAGCAGAUGGCGGCGCCGGCUGAAAUAUGUGAAACUGACGAGGCUUUUAUGACGACGGUUUUGUGUCUGAUGAAGGACCUGCCAGUGUCGGUCAAAGAUGAAUUCCAGGAGAAAAUGAUCUUGGAAUUAUAUCGCUUAUGUCGCGAAAAUAGACAAUCUUAG